CAAAGCGCCUCCUAAGCAUUCUGAUUGAGACUAAUAGCUUGAGCGCCCUGUGAUCCAGUCUUUGAAGGCCUGGGCUCUAAUAAAUAUCGUCCUCUAUCCCGAACGCUUCCAUCAUGGCGAACCCAAUCAGCAAGAAAAGAAAGUUUGUAGCUGAUGGCGUUUUCAAAGCAGAAUUGAAUGAGUUCCUCAAAAGAGAGUUGGCAGAAGAUGGAUACAGUGGAGUUGAAGUUCGAGUCACUCCAAUUAGAACAGAAAUUAUCAUUCUAGCAACAAGGACACAAAGUGUGCUUGGAGAAAAAGGUCGAAGAAUCAGAGAACUCACUUCGGUUGUCCAGAAAAGAUUCAACUUUCAAGAGGGGACUGUUGAGCUUUAUGCAGAGAAAGUUGCCACUCGUGGACUCUGUGCAAUUGCCCAAUGUGAAUCUCUUCGAUACAAGCUACUUGGUGGUCUUGCAGUUAGAAAAGCCUGCUAUGGUGUUGUUAGGUUUAUCAUGGAGAGUGGGGCAAAAGGCUGUGAAGUAGUGGUUUCAGGCAAACUUAGAGGCCAAAGAGCCAAGUCAAUGAAGUUCACAGAUGGCUUCAUGAUCCACAGUGGUCACCCAAUUGAAGAAUACAUUGAUAUGGCUGUGAGACACGUAUAUCUUCGCCAAGGGGUACUUGGUAUAAAAGUGAAGAUCAUGCUUCCAUGGGAUCCUCAAGGAAAGACAGGACCAAAGAAAUCUCUGCCAGACCAUGUUAGCAUUGUAGAGCCCAAAGAUGACUUCUUACCUACACAACCAACAUCUGAGCAAAAGGGUGGAAAGCCAGAGGCUGAACAACAGCAAGUGAACCCAGUAAUGUAAAAAGACACACUGAAUUGAAAAGACCAUUAUAAUGAAAUGAAAAGUA
Molecule: messenger RNA, 888 nt
Organism: Rhopilema esculentum
Lineage: Eukaryota; Metazoa; Cnidaria; Scyphozoa; Rhizostomeae; Rhizostomatidae
Product: small ribosomal subunit protein uS3
Biological process (GO): translation; positive regulation of apoptotic signaling pathway
Cellular component (GO): cytosolic small ribosomal subunit; nucleus
Molecular function (GO): RNA binding; structural constituent of ribosome
Source: RefSeq, a predicted model, not a curated record